AUGUCAAGUCUGGCCAGACACCUGAACACGGUGCUGAAGCUCCCCGUGGUGUUUGCUGGCACACUCCUGCUAUCUGCACUCCCCACUGUGCACAUGGAAGGGAUGAAUACAGAAUGGGAAUCUGCAAUUAGAGUUGGUGUGCUGGAUUGUGGGGAAGAAGAGAACUAUGAGACGUGCAAAGAAUAUGGAAUUCACUAUUACCCAACUUUCAGGUACUUCAAAGCAUUUACAAAGCAGUUUACUACUGGAGAAAAUUACAAAGGAGCAGAUCGAGAGCUGCAAACAGUUCGUCAGAUGAUGAUUGACUUCCUGCAGAACCAUUCCCAGGAGGUGAGGCCACCUGCUUGCCCACCACUGGAUCCAGUUUUGUCCAGUGAUAUUACUUCUCUUUUUGACAAGAGCAGCCAUCAUUACACUGCCAUUGUGUUUGAAAGUAACAGCUCCUAUGUUGGACGAGAGGUUAUCUUAGACUUGGUCCAGUAUGAGAACAUUGUUGUGAAGAGAGCGUUGGAUUUGGAUAAGCCUUUUCUUGAGAAGCUGGGUGUUACCUCAGUCCCUUCCUGCUAUCUGGUGCAUCCCAAUGGCUCUCAUGGAUUAGUUAACAUUUUGAAGCCUCUACGGUCUGUCUUUUCCUCGUAUUUAAAGUCACUGCCAGGUGUAAGGAAAAAACUUCUGUUGCCACUUCAGCUGCCUGUUCAAGAAAACAAGGAGGAAAAAAUGGAAAUCAAGGUGUGGAGAGAGUUUGAUAAAUCUAAGCUGUACAUGGCUGACCUUGAGUCAGGAUUGCAUUACCUGCUCAGGGUAGAACUUGCCACGCACAAGACACUUGAGGGAGCUGAGCUCAAGACCUUCAAGGAUUUUGUUACUGUCUCUGCCAAGCUUUUUCCUGGCCGUCAGCCUGUGGUAAAGUUGUUAGAGACCUUGCAAGAGUGGCUGGUGAGCCUUCCAUUAGACAAAAUCCCUUAUGAUGCCAUCCUAGAUCUGGUCAACAACAAAAUGCGGAUUUCUGGGAUAUUUCUUACUAAGAAGGUUCAGUGGGUGGGAUGUCAGGGCAGCAGACCAGAGCUGAGGGGUUAUACCUGUUCCCUUUGGAAGCUGUUUCACACCCUCACUGUUCAAGCUGCCCUGCAAUCAAAAGCUUUGCUAAAUACAGGUCUUGAAGACAAUCCCCAGGUCGUACUUCAGGUCAUGCAGAGAUAUAUCCAGCACUUCUUUGGGUGCAAGGCCUGUGCUCAGCAUUUUGAAGAAAUGGCUAAAGAGUCCAUGGAUGCUGUUAAAACCUUAGAUGAGGCAGUUCUCUGGCUCUGGAAGAAGCACAACGUCGUGAACAGCAGGCUGGCAGGUGAUUUGACUGAAGAUCCAAAAUUUCCCAAAGUUCAGUGGCCAACUCCAGACAUUUGUCCUGCAUGUCAUGAAGAAGUUAAAGGAUUACACAGCUGGAAUGAAGCCCAAGUUCUACAGUUCAUGAAGGACCAUUACAACAGCAAAAAUAUUCUGUAUAAAUACACUGAAAGCCAAACUGACUCCAGUGAAACUGAGCAGGAAGAUCCAAGGGAGAUGGAAGACAAAAGCCUCCUGAAGAACCCGAGUGGAAACAGAGAAAACAGGAUCCAGGAUAAAGAAAACAGACCAGGUUCUGAAUCGAAGGUGUUGAAUAAGCUGAUAGGAAAUCAUGGACCUGUCAAAGACAGUGGGAAAGGUGCAGCUGGAUCAGCCAACCUUAAAGAGACGAAGCAGGCUGUGUCUUUCUUAGGGAUUGGGUUUUCAAACCUAGACAUGAGUCUGUGUGUCAUACUGUAUGUGGCAUCAUCCUUGUUUUUAAUGAUCAUGUACUUUUUUUUCCGAGUGCGGUCGAAGCGGUGGAAGGUGAAGAAUUAUCGCUCGUCUGUGUAG
Molecule: messenger RNA, 1893 nt
Organism: Chaetura pelagica (chimney swift)
Lineage: Eukaryota; Metazoa; Chordata; Aves; Apodiformes; Apodidae
Gene: QSOX2
Product: quiescin Q6 sulfhydryl oxidase 2
Exons: 13
Coding region: 1-1893 (630 amino acids)
Biological process (GO): protein folding
Cellular component (GO): Golgi membrane
Molecular function (GO): protein disulfide isomerase activity; flavin-dependent sulfhydryl oxidase activity
Source: RefSeq, a predicted model, not a curated record